This is a messenger RNA of Paramecium pentaurelia, 1170 nucleotides long. NCBI's taxonomy places the organism in Eukaryota, Ciliophora, Oligohymenophorea, Peniculida, Parameciidae. The record is from the annotation of a GenBank genome assembly.
AUGCAUUAUCCUAUUUGGAAGUCAAAAAUGAAUCCUUCAGUACAUUAAGCNGAUAUGCAAUUUUAUUCAACCAGAAAUUCUCCAAUUUCAAUGUCCAUAUAAGGAAAGAAUGUCCUUAAUGUAAAUUUUUUAAAUAUCACAAUUUUUAAUAUAACUUUUGAUAAUUAAGUACUUUUUAAUAUUGUUUGUACAGAUUAGAGCGAUUACAUAAUAAUUAAUAAUUUUCACGUUAAGAAUUGUUUAUUUACAAAUUCUACUUUAUUUUAAUUUUAAAAUGCUAGAAGAAGAAUACAAAUAGAAAAUUUAAUUAUUGAUUCAUGUGAAUUUUAUAAUUCAUCAAUUGUGCGUUUAAAUCAAGUUCAGAAUCUAUUAACUAACAUUAUUAUUAAUAGUAUGUCUAUUAAAGAUUCUAUAUUUAAUAAUAUAAAUCUUAUAAAUAGCAUUGAAAAAACUAUUCUAACAAUCAACAAUAUUUAAAUUAUGUCAAAUUAGCUUAUCAAUUCAAAAUUCAUCAUUUUUAAUUACAAAUUUUAUUGCAAUGAUAUUUUCAUGAAGGAUAAUCAGCUUAUAUCAAGUUAGUUUAUUUCAUAGAUCUCAUCACUACUCUUAAGUUCAGAAAUUUAGAUGAAUAAUAUUAAGAUAAGGAAAAAUAUAAUAUAACAUUUUUCUUUAUUUGCUACAGAAUAAAAAUAAUCAACAUCAUAAGUAACAUAUUUGUUAGAAAACCUUUAUUUUGAAGAUAAUACUCUAUCUUGUUAUUAAGAGUAGUUUCUUAUAACGAUUAACUGCCAUAGCUUAGUUAUUUAAAAUAUCUUUUUAAGAAAUACUACAAAUUAUCGUUUCAUAUCAUUAUUAGCUGUUCCAUUUAUAAGAAUUCAAAAUGCCAUAUAUGAAAAUUUGCAUCAAGCCUAAAAAGUUCAAACAUCAUCAAAUUGUUUUAGCCAUUGUUUUUCUCACUCCUAAUUAUUAUAAGUUUCUGGAUUCAGUAACAUCUCUCUUAAUCAAAUUACAAUAAAAAAUUAGUUUAGCAUAGAUUAAUCAAUAAUUUCAAUAUAAUCCAAUCCUUUGAUUACGUUAAAUUCAAAUGACUAUAUAUAAAUUACAAAUGUGGAAUUUAUGGGAAAUAUGUUAUUAAAAUAAAAUUUAGGAAUAUUUUUUCUCUAAUUCUGA